Molecule: messenger RNA, 1918 nt
Organism: Hippoglossus stenolepis (Pacific halibut)
Lineage: Eukaryota; Metazoa; Chordata; Actinopteri; Pleuronectiformes; Pleuronectidae
Gene: slc25a26
Product: solute carrier family 25 member 26
Exons: 10
Coding region: 123-935 (270 amino acids)
Biological process (GO): transmembrane transport
Cellular component (GO): mitochondrial inner membrane
Molecular function (GO): S-adenosyl-L-methionine transmembrane transporter activity
Source: RefSeq, a predicted model, not a curated record
CAGGCGGACGCGUCGGGAAAGAUGGCAGCGUCCUUGAGAGGCAUGUUUAUGCAGAAGCGGUGUUCAACAUGCUGAGCAGCUGGAGAUGUGAGGAGCUGAGCUGCUGACAGCGACACACGAACAUGGAGAGGCAAGAGUUCGUCGCCUCGCUGGUGGCUGGAGGCUGUGCAGGGAUGUGUGUGGAUCUGACCCUCUUCCCUCUGGACACCAUUAAGACCAGACUGCAGAGUCAGCAAGGUUUCUAUAAGGCAGGGGGCUUCAGGGGCAUCUACGCAGGGGUCCCAUCUGCUGCGGUCGGCUCCUUCCCCAAUGCUGCUGCUUUCUUUGUCACCUACGAAGGCACAAAGUCCCUGCUCAGCGCUGGCGGAGCACUAGCAGCGCCACACAUGGCACCUGUCACUCACAUGCUGGCCGCCUCCCUUGGUGAAGUAGUGGCGUGCCUUAUCCGGGUUCCCACAGAGGUGAUCAAACAAAGGGCCCAGGCCUCUCCCUCAUCCACCACCCACAACAUACUGCUGGGGACACUCAGACGAGAGGGUGUUCGAGGCUUGUACAGAGGAUUCGGGAGCACAGUUCUCAGAGAGAUCCCCUUCUCACUGGUGCAGUUUCCACUUUGGGAAUAUUUAAAGACUCUGUGGUCGCGGAGGCAAGGUCACACACUCUACUCUUGGCAGGCUGCAGUGUGCGGAGCUUUUGCAGGGGCGAUAGCGGCAUUUGUUACCACUCCACUUGACGUGGCGAAGACCAGGAUCAUGCUUGCGAAGGCUGGGUCGACCACAGCGAGAGGCAACAUCCCGACGGUGCUCUACGACGUGUGGAAGAGCCGAGGCCUCACAGGUCUGUUUGCGGGCACCAUGCCGAGGAUGGCCUUCAUCAGCGUGGGUGGGUUCAUCUUCCUGGGAGCCUAUGAGAAGUUCCGUCGCACUUUGCUCUGACCGUCAGUCCAGAGUUCCGGUGAAAGCAUCGCUAGAAGUAGCACCCUCGUCUCCUGGAGGGGCCCUACCCCCCCACCCCACUGUGCCUCCAUGGUGCUGGGCCCCCCUCCACCUGAGAAGCAAGGAACACCCGGUGCUCGGGGCAAGAGUCGGCCACGAGCGCGAUCGCGUUACCCAGCAUUCCUGCUCAUCAGUGCCCUGCAGAUUGAGCUUGACAGCUUCAGUCCUUCUUGUUUAACAGCAGCAGUGGUUUGGUGAAACGAGGCCACACCCUGAGCACUGAGGGAUCUCUACUGUUUAAUGAGUGUGUGAAUGAAUGAGUUAUGUUUUUAAAGAUCUGAUGAUUCCUUUAGUUCCCUGUGGGCGGCUCGCUGUACUUUCUACGUUGUUUCAAGCUUAUUUUAGUGUUUUAUCCAUAUUUUCUCUUCUGCAUGAAGUCAAACCUCCUGUUAAAUACACACCUGGGAGAGACAGUGAUGUCUCACCAUUGUUACAUUCCCACUGGAGCAAGACUGAGCUCAUCCAUCUGCAGCAGCUCUCAGUUUAUACUGAAGAUGCCUCCAACAAUAGACCACUUUGUUAAAUUAACAAGGCUCUGGUUUUAUUAGGAGUCUCAGGUGUCCUAUGCCAGCCUGUGUAUUACAGUCUGAGAUAUAUUUAUCUUAUUUAUUGAGAAAUAUUAUCAGGCGACUGGAAAGAAUUGUCUACUUGUUUGUUUUUAUGAUACUUUUGAUUUGUAGAGCUAAUUUCUAUAAAAUAAAUGGUGACUGAUUCUUCAUAUGUAAAAAAAACACAUGUCUCCAUACUGCUCCUGUGGUGUCAUCCAAGUGUCCCUAAGCCCCGACAUUCAAAUUCAACCAGAAACGGUGUCAUUAACACUGUGUUUUGGCCUAAAUGUCCUCAAUCAAUUUCAGUCAAUUACACAACUAUUUCAUAUACAGAUUACUUGUCAGAUUUAAUAAAAUAAAAAUAUUAUUCACUAA